Messenger RNA from Pocillopora damicornis (cauliflower coral), 707 nucleotides. RefSeq lists its product as uncharacterized. The record is from RefSeq and is a predicted model, not a curated record. Lineage: Eukaryota; Metazoa; Cnidaria; Anthozoa; Scleractinia; Pocilloporidae.
UUUCCAUUGCCAAGUUUUGGAAUUUACGAGUAACAUCUCUCCCAGAUUCCAUAGAGUGGAGUAUAAUGGACGUGAAACAUACAUUUCUAAUUGCACUUGCAAUUGUGCUGUUAUGCGAGAAAGCACAAUCAAGAAAAACUCGACUGGAGAGGACCAUUGCUUCGUAUUAUAGGAGAGCGAAAACGUGUAGUGGAGGAAAUCUGAUAAAGAUUUAUACAGACAUGUGUCAAAUUGUAAACGGAAAGAAGCAGUGUAAGGUUUACUGCAAUGGCAGAACCGACUUGGACCAAAACACAAGAUUUGACAUCGUGAAGUGGAAUGGUAAGAAGUGCAUUCAAAAAAGAGUCGGACUCAUCACAUACUCGUUGAAAGUCAUCAAUGAGACGAACGUAGUUUUUGAGGAUCAGUCAGCGUGCAACGCAUCAACCAGCAAUGAGUUCUUGUUUAAAGAGGAGAAAGAUAUAUUGACAAAUACCUUUACAUACAAAUACAUCUCAAGCACCAAUCAAGCGAUGUAUCUCGGAGUUAAUCAUAACUGUACUGAUAAGAACUUAUAUGUUUAUUCCACAAAUGUAACAGACAGGCGAUGUUACAUGAAUAGAGAAAAGAUUAGAAAGCUUUAAAAUUCUUUUUGUUUUCUGACAGUUGUUAAUUAUUUAAGACAAUGGCCCGCUUGACUAAGUUUGUGAAUUCCCUGAAUGUUUCGU